Molecule: messenger RNA, 1685 nt
Organism: Didymodactylos carnosus
Lineage: Eukaryota; Metazoa; Rotifera; Eurotatoria; Philodinida; Philodinidae
Source: the annotation of a GenBank genome assembly
AGCGUGGUUACUUUGAGUUACAUCACCGAGAACUUGAGCAACCGUUAAUCAACACAAACGUACAUAGCAAAUGUUAUGAUCGGUUAUUUUACCACUCAAGCGUGGCAUUGUCGAAAACAGUAUCACCCCUCGUUCCCUUAUCCGAUCGUUCCAAUAUUUUAUCAACUUUAAUUAUGUAACACUAAUGUUUUCUCUGUCCGAGCAGAAUUGUGCGGCAAAGUAAUGUGUGCGCUGACUCUAGAACACAAUACUGAACUGUGCAUCAAUUUAGUCAUCACCACCUUUCAGUGACAAAAAACUGUUCUACUAAUUACCUUCAGUUAUAUUUAACGUUUUCCAUUGUUGACAUUCUAUAUUCUUAGUAGAUGUUGAGAUUAAUUGUGCAUGUUCUUGCAUUGUUUGUUUCAAUAAUUGUCCAAUAUUUAUCGUAAAAUUAAGCUUUACUUGAUAUUUUGAAUAUAAUUUCAUUAAUAAAAGUGAAUUCUCACCUAAUGAAAUGAUAUGUAAGUUGGCCAAUUUUGUUUGUUUGUUUUGUUUUGGUAAUUAAUUCAACAGAUGUUACGUUAACAUUUUGAACAAAACUUAGACAUGAAAAAUGCAAGGGAAAGCAAAAAGUGCUAAGCAUCUAUAAGUAUAUAGCUUUCCCACGUUUGCACUACCUAGUCAGAUUUGCAAGUGUCGACGCAAACGAGCAAACCCGACACCAUCAAAUCGUAACACUCUUCAUCAAGCUCAAGUCGAAGUUCCUUUUGCUCGAACUGAGAUCAUCCUUAGUAGUUUUUCUGUAAAGCUGCUCAUGAGUGGAAUUCAACCCCAUCCGAGGUUUUAGUGAGCUCUUCUUGCUUUCCUAUGCUUUCCCUUUCAUUUUUCAUGUCUAGAAAAAGAUUUCAAAGAGUUUUUAACGCGUUUCGCUAAGAGAAUGUAGUGUUUGUAAAGGAAAAAGCGAGAAUUUAUUACUCCAGUUUGUACUACUAUACUUUGGACUAAUAAACUUUGCACUACAACCUUUGAUUUCAUCAUAGCCGUUUCAUGCAACUUGUGACGAAAGUGCCGUGCCACCUGUCUAAAAAAUCAGAUACUUUCGUCACAACCGAGAUGAACUUUCGUCACAAAAGGGGUUGACUUUCGUAACUACUGUGUAAACAUAGCUAAAUUUUUGUCACAUGCCGAAAGAACUUUUGUCAUUGAAAACAGAACUUUCGUCAUGUGACGAAAGUUCAGCAUUAUCCGAUGACAUUAUCCGGUGACGAAAGUGCUGUGAAGCUUCAAAAGAGCGAACAAAGUCCCGACUGACGUGAACAACAAUAAAGAUAACAGUUAUACACUACUAAGCAUCUCUAUCAAGACUUAUUCUGUAAAAGGCGUGUACCCUACAUCAGUGACAUCUUGUGGAAUGUUGUUUAGGAACUACUAUCAUUUAACCUCUGUAAUUGGCUUCCGCACAGAAAUUGACUUUCUUACCUUGCAGACAUGAUGCCAAACAGUAGUAAGGACCUUCACAGUAUGUUUCUUUUACUCAAGGUUGUUAUUACGGUGAAUUAUGUGAAUUUACGAUAAGUGAAUAUUCUUUAUCGUUCGAUCCAUCAUUUGGUCAAUUAAUUACUGUUAAUUUACCACUGUUCAAACAACCAUUUUUAAUUAAAUUAUGCUUUACAUUAGUAAUUAUGAUGUUAUUAUUGGGUUAG